Elephantulus edwardii (Cape elephant shrew) is the source of this 1278-nucleotide messenger RNA. It is a transcript of the gene CHST8, whose product is annotated as carbohydrate (N-acetylgalactosamine 4-0) sulfotransferase 8. The transcript is spliced from 3 exons. Gene Ontology annotation, biological process: carbohydrate biosynthetic process; proteoglycan biosynthetic process. Gene Ontology annotation, cellular component: membrane. The record is from RefSeq and is a predicted model, not a curated record. Gene Ontology annotation, molecular function: sulfotransferase activity. Lineage: Eukaryota; Metazoa; Chordata; Mammalia; Macroscelidea; Macroscelididae. The annotation marks the transcript as partial.
CCCCGGCUGCCCCUACAACCAGGAACCAUGCGGGUGACCUGCAUGUUCUCCUCCAUCCUCCUGUUCGGAGCUGCAGGCCUCCUCCUCUUCAUCAGCCUUCAGGACCCCACGGAGCUUGUACCCCCGCAGGUGCCAGGAAUGAAGUUCAACGCCAGGCUGCAGCAGCCUCACAAAGACUUCCCACCACGAGGUUCCCAGGAUGGUGACUCGAAAGUACCCACAGAGAGGGGCGCCCGAGACUGGUCGAGUCCUGUCCCCGGGGGCCUUGACUUGCAGCGGGACAGCCUGGAGCCCCCGAUGCGUGACCAGCCGGGCCCCUACCCCAAAGCGGGAUCGCGGCUCCGGCAACGGCGGAGACGGCUGCUAAUCAAGAGAAUGCCAGCCGCAGCUCCCGUCCCUGCCAACAGCUCGGCCAGCACCCGCGUCCCAAGCGGCCACUGGGCCAUCCUGCAACAGCGCCAGCAAGAGCGCAAGAGGGUGAUGAGGGAGGCGUGCGCCAAGUACCGCGCGAGCAGCAGCCGCAGGGCGGUGACACCGCGCCACGUGUCCCGCAUCUUCGUGGAGGACCGCCACCGCGUGCUCUACUGCGAGGUGCCCAAGGCCGGCUGCUCCAACUGGAAGCGCGUGCUCAUGGUGCUGGCCGGACUGGCGUCCUCCACCGCGGACAUCCAGCACAACACCGUGCACUACGGCAGCGCGCUCAAGCGCCUGGACACCUUCGACCGCCAGGGCAUCCUGCACCGCCUCAGCACCUACACCAAGAUGCUGUUCGUCCGCGAGCCCUUUGAGCGCCUUGUUUCUGCCUUCCGCGACAAGUUCGAGCACCCCAACAGCUACUACCACCCGGUGUUUGGCAAAGCGAUCCUGGCCCGGUACCGAGCCAACGCGUCGCGGGAGGCUCUGCGGACGGGCUCCGGCGUGCGCUUCCCUGAGUUUGUCCAAUACCUGCUGGACGUGCACCGGCCGGUGGGCAUGGACAUCCACUGGGACCACGUCAGCCGCCUGUGCAGCCCCUGCCUCAUCGACUAUGACUUUGUAGGCAAGUUUGAAAGCAUGGAGGACGACGCCAACUUCUUCCUGAGCCUGAUCCGCGCCCCGCGAAACCUGACUUUCCCGCGCUUCAAGGACCGGCACGCACAGGAGGCACGCACCACGGCGCGCAUCACGCACCAGUACUUCGCGCAGCUUUCUGCCCUGCAGCGCCAGCGCGCCUACGACUUCUACUACAUGGACUACCUGAUGUUCAACUACUCCAAACCCUUCGCAGACCUGUACUGA